Molecule: messenger RNA, 1670 nt
Organism: Hypomesus transpacificus
Lineage: Eukaryota; Metazoa; Chordata; Actinopteri; Osmeriformes; Osmeridae
Product: zinc finger protein 300-like
Exons: 4
Coding region: 176-1306 (376 amino acids)
Biological process (GO): regulation of transcription by RNA polymerase II
Cellular component (GO): nucleus
Molecular function (GO): RNA polymerase II cis-regulatory region sequence-specific DNA binding; DNA-binding transcription factor activity, RNA polymerase II-specific
Source: RefSeq, a predicted model, not a curated record
UUUUCGCCUACUCUAGUCGGGGCAAUCUAAAGAAGAAGAACAAAAAGAAGAAGUCAGGGCACUCAGAUGAUAACAUUAUCGUAUCUAUUUGUCGCUUCUGGCAACGAUAUCUGUACGUCAUUAUUUUGAGAAGCUAAAAUACACUCCACAGAAUACAGAAAAAGUCAUUAGGAAAAUGUCUUCAAUUUUUUCAUUUCAAUCACAGCUCCUUUCCAUCAUGGAUUCUUUAUCAAAAACAGCUGUGUUAGAAAUUAGCAAACUGGUCGAGAUCGAAUCAAAGGUAUUGAAGCUCGAAAUAACUCGAGGCCGGAAUGAAAUUACAUCGCUUACAGACAAAUUGCAGCUGAUGGAAAAAUUGCUUUGGUCCGCACAAGAGCAAAAAGAUGUUGCAGACAAACAUGCAAAAACACCAACUAGAUUGAACGUUGGUUCUGAGAAUAACUAUGGAUGGACGAGUCCUGCAAUUAAAAGAGAUAAUUCGACGGAAAGAGGUUGUUCUCCCUCUGACAACACUUUCGUUCCAGAUGCUGACUUAACUUUUGGUGAACUGCCCUCAUACUCAACGACAGUCCAGCCAGAGUUGACCGUGAUAAAAAAAGAGCCGUCAGAGGUCGAUAUAGGAAACUGUGAGACAAAUUUGCAAAGCGAAAAGAGCACUAUUUCUCUUCCUGCAGUUGCUAAGAAAUGUCCAGAUGAGCAUCAGCUUUUUAAAGACAACCUGGUUGAAGUGUAUGUGCCUGCUGGGAACCUUGUAGACCAGAGCACUCAGUCCUCUUCAACAGCAGGACCAGAGACUUUGGACACGUGGUUUUCCUCAACAUGCUUAAGGAACCCAAACACAAACCUCACAGAUACACACUUAGAUACAAUUCCGAUGACAGGAAAAAGUUGUGGCAGACAUGCUGUCCCACAAAGUUUCAGUAUGGCAAAGAACAUGAAGAUGAACAAUUUGAGAACCCCUCAAAUCCAAAAAAGAUUUGGCUGCAUGCAGUGUGGCAAAAGCUUCCGAUGUUUUAGUCAGCUUGAAAUCCAUCAGCGAAGUCAUACAGGAGAGAAACCCUAUAGAUGCACUCUUUGUGGGAAGCGGUACGCACAGAAAGGUCAUCUUUAUACACACCAGCGUACGCACACUGGAGAGAAGCCGUAUCGCUGUCUUGUGUGUGGGAAGGGCUUCAUACAGAAAUGUACUCUAGACAUGCAUCAACGCACUCACACAGGAGAAAAGCCUUUCAUUUGUUCACAGUGUGGAAAGGGGUUUACCAAAAAUUGUAACCUCACAAAACACCUUUCCAUACAUGCGCUUUGACAUUAAAUGAACAGCUUGAUUCUACACAGCUUGACACUUACGAACAUUUGGCUCUGUCCAACAGUAGUGGCCGCUAUUUAGUGACAUUUAUUUGUGGUGUUGUCGCUAACUGUUAAGUAAAUGCUUGCAUCAAUCAUGUUUUUUUCCUCAGCUAUUUGUAGUGACCAAUAAGGCAAGUCAUAGUAUUAUACAUUUUUAUAUCAACAGAAACAGUACUACCAACGAUCACAAUUAUGAUGGUACAUUCCUUAUUGCAUCAGUAAGGAUGGAUAGAGGCAAAUUAUACCGGUUGACAGGAUAGGAAAUUAACCUGUUUUCCUAUAUUUGUUGUGACUUGUUUUUAUUAAAAAAUAUAUAUUUAUAA